Molecule: messenger RNA, 1362 nt
Organism: Toxorhynchites rutilus septentrionalis
Lineage: Eukaryota; Metazoa; Arthropoda; Insecta; Diptera; Culicidae
Product: keratin, type I cytoskeletal 10
Exons: 2
Coding region: 137-718 (193 amino acids)
Source: RefSeq, a predicted model, not a curated record
CGGCGCAAAAAAAAAUCAACCAUCGUUCCUUGGCUGCAUGGUAUAAAGACAGCUUUUUGGCCAACGAAAGACACACUCGGUCACAACACUCGUCUCAGUAAACAUCUAAAUUCUCUUACCCUGUUUUUUAAGUAUAAUGAACAAUUUUGCCGUGUUUUUGACCUUUGCCCUGGCCGCGGUUGCCGUGGCUGAACCGCCAUCCGGAUACAAUUACAACCGUCCAUCCGGAGGACAUCGUGGUGGAUACUCCGGAGGUGGCGGCUAUGUGAGCAGCUUCAGCAGUGGCGGAAGCUUCUCCAGCGGCGGCGGUGGUCAUUCUAGUGGUGGUAGCUUGCAAUCUGUUUCAAUCGGACACCAGACUUCUGAGGGUCUGCAUGUUGACGGACAAUUGUUGAACGAAAUUCGCCAAAUUUUGCUUCGUGAGGAAAGUCAAUCCUCUUCCUCUCAUGGAUUUGGAGGUAGCGCUCCAAGUGGAUCGUACGGUGCUCCAGCUCCAGUUUACGGAGUUCCUCAUGGAGGAUCUGGCGGUCGUGUCGUUGGAAUUGACCUGGAAGGAGUGAGACAAGCUAUCCAGGUUGCUCAAUACCUGCAAACUUCCUCCUCUGGUGGAUUGUACCAUGGAUCAGCACCAUCUGGAUCAUACGGAGUUCCACAAGUGCCAUCCGGUUCUUACGGUGCACCAUCCCGUCCUUCCGGCAGCUAUGGCGUCCCAUACUAAGAAUUGAAGUAUGAUUCUACUGGUUUUCGAGAGUGUUAGCAAACAAUCCUUAAUUUGAAAACCUGAACCGGCCAACGAAACACGGAAUAUGCGACAAAGUCUAACGAGCAUAGCGAAACGAUAUUGUCAGAGACAAGACUUAGAACAUGCCACCACCAUUACAAAGAACAAAAACACGCACAUCCUGCUAUCACUAUACUUUCAAACGGGUCUAAGCGAGCAGGGUUUUCCACGAGUGUCCUUCUCCCCCUUAUAUACGGUCUAUCCCGCUAUAUGAGGUCACCCAUCUACGGCCUAUCUGGAGUUGGACAGUCGGCGGAUACACUGAGAAGCAACAAACGAUGCUGUAGUCUGAUGGCUUCUAUAAACAAUCCAGUAACGAACCCCAAACAACAUCAUUAGCAAGCAUCUUUAUAUACACACUCAAGCGGCUACAGCACCGUUUGUUCGAGCGAGAGAGAUGUCACGAGAACAACUUUUGUUAUUAUUCGUUAUUUACAUCGUGUACAUACUGGAAAUGUUUUUAUCUCUCUUUAAUCUAGUUAUUUUGUUAUAGUUGUUUUUGUAACGAGAAAGUGAAACUGUAACCGAGAAAACAAAAAACAAAAAAAUAUAAAAAAAUAGAAAAAUUUGUCACCGUUAAA